AUGACGGUUGCACUGCCUUGGACUUCGGAGGCGACGGCGCAGGAUCUCAAAGGUCGACGCCGGUCGUAUCAUUGUUGUCGAUUUGCACUUCUUCUUGUCGUUGACACCGUCACUGGGGGGUCUUCGGGCAUCGGUCGAGAGAUUGCAAACGAGUUGGCCGGGCGGGGCUACAACAUUCUGCUGGUUGCCAGGGGUAAGGAGGGCCUAAAGAGGGCCGCGAAGGAGCUGACUGAGGCAUCCAGGGAGGCGGCGGAGGUGGCCAGACGGGAGCGUGAGGAGGGCGGAGAUGACGGCCGGCAAGCUAGCGCCUCAAGAAGAGAUUCAGAAAGCAGGAGAGAUCGAAAACGCCGGCGUCGCCAAGAGAGGAAAGAGAGCAUGCGCCGUUCGGUGAUGUCAUCGGCGUCCUCAGCUACACCGUCGCCGUCGACAUCAUCUGCACAGACCUCCAAGCGGAAUGGCUCGGGUGCUGCCAUAGGCCUCUCUUCUAACUCGUCCAGGUUUAUAGGACCGCACUCGGAAGGGGGACUAGAACAAGAGAGGGGCAGGGGGCAAGAGCAAGAAGAUGCGGCUGCAGUUGGAGCUACUGCUGUUGCGCCUCAGUUGACGGAGGCGGUAACCGCGAGGUGGUUUGCUGCUGACCUGGGAAAUGCCACCUCAACACAGGUUCAACGAUUGAAUCUAACGGUGGACAUCCUGGUGAACGCCGCUGGGUUGUGCCGCGUUGGCCGGGUGAACAACUGUGCCGAAGAAGACCUGACUUCGCAGCUGAUGCUGAACGUGGUGGGCACGAGUCAGCUGACUCGCCUGUUCGCGAAAGAUUUUGUGAGGAGACGAAAGGGUCGUAUCAUGGUGGUGUCUUCUGUCGUUUCUGCAGCACCUAAUCCCACGGUCGCUGCGUACGCGGCAAGCAAGUCGUAUCUCACCAGUUUUGCGGAAGCCCUACACAGCGAGUUGGAGGUAUCGGGGGUAGGCGUAACGUGCGUCAUGCCUGGAGCUACGAGAACGAGCUUCCAAGACAACUCGGGCUCUACGGCAGCUUUGGUCUGGCAGCUUCCGCUCUUUUCGAUGGAAGCGGAUGAGGUGGCCGCGAGAGCAGUUGAGGCGUUGAUGAGAGGAGACCGCACUGUCGUUCCCGGAUGGCAAAACAAGCUGUACGUGCACGUCCUGGCUCCGCUGCUGCCUCGGAAAAUCGUCAUGAGCUUCGCAGAAGCUAUGUGGAGAUGACGCGAUAUUUCUGGUGCGCCGCAGACUCGACCGUAACAAGCAAUUGCAGUCGUGCAUCAGUUUAGAGACGCCUGUGCCAAUAGUCGUCGGACGAUGUCGAACUCCGGAAUGAUACUGUACCUGCCUGUUUCUAUGCGUGGUUUGACCCGGUGGCUUGGGCACACAGCAGUGAGAUCAUGGCCGGAGUAGUUGCAGCAUGAGGCUAACGUCGUGGAAUGAAAGAUAGUGGAGACCCGAAGGCUGGACUAGGUUAGAUUCGUGUUAUUGCCUGGGGGUACUGUAGCACGGUAGAGCGGAUAGGACACUAGUCCCGGGGAGACCCUGUCGCCUUGAUGCCCUGUGUCGCUUGAUGUAACUCACCGGCAAAACAUGGUUUGGCGUUGUACUUCCUCUGUCAGGCUCGAAAUACGUCCGAGCCGU
Messenger RNA from Ectocarpus siliculosus, 1644 nucleotides. The record is from the annotation of a GenBank genome assembly. Lineage: Eukaryota; Phaeophyceae; Ectocarpales; Ectocarpaceae.